AUGGAAAAUAAAAUAAUAUUACUAGUUUUUUUUUUAUUCUCAAUUUUUAAAUUAGGAUAUCCAUAUUCAAUGGAAGAUCCAAUGGCAUAUAUUGCAACAAUUAGUGAAAAAUCAUUUACAAUACAUUAUUUUAAUUAUCCAAGCGAUCGUUCUUACCCUACCCGUUUAAUUAUGUAUCAAAACGAAACAACACCCAGAUAUGAAAUGGCACCAAAUUAUUUCAAUUGUAGUGUCGUUGUUGGUAGUAUGAGACUUUGUACAUUCCAUUCAGAUGAACCAUUCUCAAGAUUAUGGGGUAGUGCUCAUAGUAAGGUAUGUGCAAAAGAACUAUCAAAUCCAGUUGAAAAUUGUUCAUUUAAUCUUACAGAUAUAGAUAAAUUUUCUGGUACUGGAUAUACAUUUCAAUUUGUAAGUGAUAUCAAGUUUAAUAAAAAACCGGCAACGUCUGGAGGUGAUGUAGUAUUUACUGGUAAUUAUUUAAGAUUCAGGGGAGGUCCUAAUUUUAUUAAAAGUAACUAUGGAAAUGGUGUUUCUUUUGUUGUUAAAGGUAAUUUCUCUGAUCCUUCUUUUGACUGUAAUAAUAUCACUGUAUCAUUUCCACCAGGUUCUGGAAAUUUUGAAAUUAACUUUGAAGAUGAAGGUGAUUUUCCUAUUCCAUUUUCAUACAAAUCACCUAAAAUAUCAAGUACUGUUUCAGACGAAUCAUUAGGGAUAUUAACAAUUAAUGGUGAUAACUUCUUUACAGAUAAAAAGUUGGUAGAGGUUUUUCUGGGAGGUAUUAAUCAAACAAAUUUUAUAAUUUCAGUAAAUCAUACACAAAUUCAAGUGAAUAACUUUAGUAGACCUGAUCUUGGUCCAAUGUCUAUUAAUAUUAAGGUAAAUAAAAUUACUCUUCAAAAGGAUUUUACUCAUUGUUUUCCAGCAAUAAUAACAUCAAUAUCAUCAGUAUCAAAUUAUUUAGGAGGUAUUGUAACAAUUAAAGGUGUUAAAUUAUCUUCGACUUUAUAUCCAUCAUUGAAACCCUCAAUUACAAUUGGAAAUAAACAAUGUACAUUAAUUAAAUCAACAACAAACGAAUUAGAAUGUCAAUUAGAUCCAAAUGAAUAUGGUGGUAGAGAUUUACCAGUUAACGUUAAUUUCGGAGGUUGCAAUUCAACAAGUAAUAAUAAUGUAUCAUUUACAUAUAAUAUUCCAACAUUAUCAAGUGGAUCAUAUUCAAAUGGUUUCGUUACAUUAAUUGGUACAAAUUUUGGUAAAAAUAAAGAAUCAUUCGUUCAAUUGUAUGCUGAUGGAACUAAUAGUUAUUUAAAAAUUGACCAAUUAAAUGUUACAUCUGAUGAAAAGAGUUUAACAUUUAAAUUACCUCAUUUAAGAUGUAGAUCUUUUAAUAUUAGUUUUACUCGUUCUAAUAUUUCCUCAAAUACAAUUUCAAUUUCUGCAUCAUUAAUUAUUAAUGUAAUUAAUAGACCAAAUGUAUCUAAUGGAACAUUAAAUAUUGAAAUAUAUUAUAUGGAUUGUCCAUUAAUUUCAUCAUCAACACCAAGUAUUACUAUUGGUAAUUCAUCAUCAGCCACCCAAUGUUCAAUACCAUCAUCACAAUCAUUAACAUCUGGUUACUAUAAAACAAAAUGUUCAACACCAUAUGGUACUGGUUUAAAUAAACAAUUCAUAUUCAAAUUAAACUCAGAGACAGUUAGUGAUGGAUACUCAUAUGCUCCUCCAAUAAUCGAGCAUCGUAAAUUUUCUAAAGAUCAAUUUAAUAUUACAUUUCAUGGAAAUAAUUUCGGUAACUCAAUACCAUUAAUUCAAGUCUAUUUCGAUGGUAAUGAUAUUUCAUCAGAAAUUUUAGCAUUAAAAGAUAAUCAAUUAACAAUUAAAACAUUGAAUUCAUAUGAUUAUGGUCCAAUUGAUAUUACUGUAGAUGGAAUUAAUAUGGAAUCAUUAUUUAGUUUAACAUUUCCACCUGUUAUUAAUGGUAUAAUAAAUAUAGAUAAUAAAACAAUUGGUUGUGGAGGUACAAUCACAGUUUCUGGUAAGAAUUUAUUAACAAAUGAAGAUGAAUUCAAAGUUAAAGUAUUAGCAAAUAAUAAAAAUACCACGAUUAUUACUCAUGAUGAAAAGAUGUUAAUAGUCAGAACUGAUAGUAUAGAGAGUCCACUACUUGUUUCAACAUUCAUUGGAGAUAAUUUAGGACCAAAUGCAUUCUUAACAUAUUUUAAACCAAAGAUUACAGUUGUUCCAACCAUUAAAAAUAAAAAAGAAGGUAUUUCAAUAACAGUGGGUGGUGUUGGUUUAUCAGGUAAUAUUCAUGCAAGCUUGGCACUUUCAUCACAAAAUGUUUCUCUUUUAUGUAAUUUACAAUGUAGUUUAUCACCAAAUGAAACAUUUUAUGAUAGUAAUCCAAUAUUAAGUUCAAAUGAAAUCGAUAUUACAAAUAGUACUGAUUGUUUAUCAUGCCAUUCAAAUUCAUUUGUUAAUGAAACAUCAGGAGUAUUAUAUCUCCAAUUAGGCUCAACAUCAUAUAAUUAUGAUGUUAAAAUUGAAGAAAUUCAAAUAUCAAUAUCUCCAUCACCAUCAAUCGGUGCUGAAGGAAAUAGUGAAUCAUCCAAACUAUCAGGUGGGCAAUUUCAGGUAUUACAAUUGGUUGUGUUGAUUCUGUUGGUGCUGCUCUCAUCAAACAAAUAA
Molecule: messenger RNA, 2685 nt
Organism: Dictyostelium discoideum AX4
Lineage: Eukaryota; Evosea; Eumycetozoa; Dictyosteliales; Dictyosteliaceae
Gene: tgrC4
Product: IPT/TIG domain-containing protein
Exons: 2
Coding region: 1-2685 (894 amino acids)
Cellular component (GO): membrane
Source: RefSeq, a predicted model, not a curated record